Messenger RNA from Danaus chrysippus (African queen), 1131 nucleotides. Lineage: Eukaryota; Metazoa; Arthropoda; Insecta; Lepidoptera; Nymphalidae. The record is from the annotation of a GenBank genome assembly.
AUGAAUAAAAUAUGUAGAAUUUGUUUGGAAGAAGGUGUAUUAUCAUCUAUUUUUGUUGAAAACUAUAGUAUCUCUAUAUGUGAGAUGAUUGAAUACUGUAGCAAUAUAAAGAUAAGCCGUAACGAUGGGUUGCCUGAACAAAUGUGUAGCAACUGUAUGUACAAGUUAGGAAUAGCCUAUCAUUUCAAACAAACCUGUGAACGCGCUGAUGUUCGCUUACGCCAAUAUCUAGGAAUACCAAAACAAAGCAAAGUCAAUGAUGCUAUGGUUAUGACAGAUCCAAUCGUAAUGACACAAACAACUAUAAUCAAAAGAUGUAAAUGCAAACAAGAUCAAAAGAAGAGCACAUCAAAUUAUAAAAGAAAACCUGAAUCUGAGAAAUUAAAACGAGGGCCAAAACCAAAGCCCAAGAAAGUGCACUCCUGUUAUCAAUGUAACAAAGAGUUUAGAUGCCAAGCACAAUUAGAUAUGCAUGUAAGGACACAUACAGGAGAUAAGCCAUUUGAAUGCAUGUACUGUCCGCAACGGUUCACACAGAAACACAACCUCACAAUACACCUUCGUGUUCAUACUGGUGAGAAACCAUUCCAAUGUGAAGUUUGCAGCAAAAGGUUCUCUGCUCAAGGAAACUUACAAGCCCAUCUGAAGAUCCACACAGGGCAGAAAGACCAUGUGUGUGCUCUAUGUAACAAAUCAUUUAUAACAUCAAGUGAGUUAACUCGUCAUAUGUGCAAGCAUCGAGGGGUUAAGAAUUUUAAAUGUGAUCUCUGUUCAUCCGCUUACAUACACAGUAGAGAUCUCAAGCUCCACAAGUUGAAAAAGCAUCAGAUCGGUGAUAGUAUGAAGAAUCAAAAUGAAUUUGAUACCAAUAAGAAUAUUGAUAUAGUUUGUAUUGACGAUGUCAAGAACGAUCACAAUAUAAAGGACGGCAGCCAUUAUAAUGCUUUACCAGAUGAUAAAAUGCAGGAACACCUUUUGCCUGAUACAAACUCAAUGUUGCCAUACAAGAAGGAUAUUAAAAAUAUGUACCAUGUUCAAUUUCAAAAUAAAACAAAUGAUGUUGUUAAUUAUAUGGAUACAUAUUCACAGCAUUGUAUGCAGCACCAUAAAGUUGAAAGUCUGUUGAAUUAA